Molecule: messenger RNA, 4753 nt
Organism: Mytilus trossulus (common blue mussel)
Lineage: Eukaryota; Metazoa; Mollusca; Bivalvia; Mytilida; Mytilidae
Product: tetratricopeptide repeat protein 13-like
Exons: 25
Coding region: 37-2604 (855 amino acids)
Molecular function (GO): protein binding
Source: RefSeq, a predicted model, not a curated record
CAGUGGAGGCGUGAAAAGAGGAGUUGAACUGGUGACAUGGAAAAGAAAGUUAGAUUUGUUUUGCAACUUUUGCUUACUUUUUGUGCUUUUAAAGUAAAGGUUUGCCAAAUGUGCGAUGUCGCAAACGUUCAAGUAGAGAACGAAGAUGGAGUGAUUCAGGUUUUUGAAGUGAAACGUUUGGAACCUGUCAAGGGAGACACAUGUGGAUCAUGCAGUCAACAAGCUGUCAACGCUGGACCUCGAUUAUCCGGACUAGGAUCGAGUGUCUUUCUGACAAUAGGAGAAGCUGCGCCUGAAUGUGAUGACAAAUCAUCUGACCCUCCUGUGGGACUCUGCUCAACACUUAGGGAUUCUGGAUAUUGUGUCAAGGAAGAAACAGAAACAUGUCAGCAUAGUCUUGAGGAUUUGGCCACAGAGAUAGUUGAGAGAGAUCUAGUACCUCUAGCAUCACAGAAUCCUGAGGCUGAUAAAAAACUAGCUUUAGGAUUUGUAUUGUUAAACAUGGGAAGUUAUGAUGCAGCAAUGAAGACAUUUAACGAAGUUUUGUAUGAAAGUAAUGAUUUAAAAGGUGCUUACUAUGGCAGAGGAAUGGUGUAUGCCAGGCGAGGUUUACAGGAAAAAGCCAAUGCAGCUAAAUCUAUCAGAGAAUUUACUGAAGUCAUACACAGAACAGAAAAUUUUCAUGAACCAUUUGCAAGAAGAGGGGAGGCUUACAUGGCAAUUCGUCACUACCCUGAUGCUUUGAAUGAUUUCAAUAAAGCUAUCAAGUUAAAUGCUCCAACAAGAAUCUUUUUCCUACGAGGAGUUGUAAACCUUUUACUGGAGAAUUUUUCAGAUGCAGAGAAAGAUUUCAAGUUAACAUUAGAUAAAGACAGUCCUACAUAUAUUACCAAUCUGUACCACUUGGGAUUAGCACAAUACUAUAGAGGAAGAAUUCGGAAUGCAAUAGAAGUAUUUAAAGAGGUAUUAAAAGUACAGCCAGAUCAUAUUGAUGCUUGUUCCAGUGUAGGCCAGGCUUACAAAGAACUUGGUAAUUUACGAGCAGCAAGAGGAAAGUUUAACAGAUCCUUAGAAAUAAAUUCCAAUCAUUCAUUAACCUUACAGUUGAGAGCAAAUAUGUAUUACUAUAGUGGUGAUCCAAUGAAAUCUUUACAGGAUGACCAGAAAUGUUUAAGUGUAGACCCAGACAAUAUACACUGUCAGUAUAUGGAAGCUUUGUCAUAUAUAGCAACUGGUAAAUUCUAUGAAGGUUUAAAAUCAACAACAAAGGUAAUGGUUAACAAUAUGCCUAUGAUGAAAGCUACUCCUGAAUUUUUGCGAGCUCAUUAUUUAAGAGAAUACGGAAGAUAUCUACAUGCACAUUUAGAAUAUUCUCUAACAGAUCUGAAAUUGGAUGAAGAUUUAAACCAUGAAUUUAAAGAUCGUUGGGCAAAGAUAUCUCCAUUUACAUUUAAAACACAAUAUAAGGAACAACCGGGUCUUCAACCAGAAAUACCUGAUGUAAAUUUAUUGCAAUUUGAAGAAUUAGAUAAAAAUAAAGAAAUAUUAUUAUGUAAGGCUGAUGCUGUUGGUAAAAUGAUGCAAGUCAAUACCGAUGGUUAUACACCUAAUAAAAGAUAUAAUUUAGCCAUGGGAUUAGCUUCAAUACACAUAGCCCAGUUAUUAGAGGCAAAAUGGAAAGGAUUACGACAAAAUAAGCAACAAAUGGAGAGAGCGUUAUGGCGUGAUGUAUUUAACAUAGCAGUACAAUACAGACGACUGGUAGAUCCAGAACAACCUGUUUUAUGGUUAGAUUUAAUGACUCCUCCAGAUAAUGAAAAUUACAGAACAGAAUUUAGUUUUAUCAGGGGAUCUGUACAUAAUAUAAAACUGAUGCAAUAUUUUGAUUUGGUGUUCAAACUGGCGAAGACAAUGCUUGAACAUUACUCAGGGAAUGGAGCAGUGUUUUAUCCUGAAUUACAAGAUGACAUAGAAAAAGCUAAAACAGUUGAUGAUCUUUUAACUGUAGCAAGGAAGCGUCAAAUAAAUCAGCAUGGCUUUAUGGUGUCUACACAAGUACCCAGUAGCAGAAAAGAUGGCAAUAACAAUAAUAGAUUAGAUGGAGCAAUGUUAAUAUUGACAGAUAGCUGGAGUACUAAAAUGAUGUUUGCUAUCCAUGUUGUACAUUCCAAGAGUCGGACAUCAGCAUACCAUGCAGAACUAGAUGCAGUAUUCAAUCAGUUACAGGAAGAAAUAAAAAGGACAGGAAUAACUAAAUUGACAGAUGUGGAUUCUGUAGUGAACAUCAUCCUAACAUUAGUGUACUAUUUCUACAAUUUAAUGCCUUUAACCAGAGGCUCCUCUGUGGUAGCUUAUUCAGUGGCCUUAGGAUUAUUAAUGUCUGUUGGUAGACAGGUGACAGGAAAAGUUCCCAAUGGAAAGUUAUUAGAGAUGGAGGCCAUGUUAUCUGGAGCUCCAGAUGCCUUUAUUCUUGUAACUAAACAGUGGAUGCAAACUAAAAAAUUAGCUGUACCAGUUUCACAGUUACCAUCUGUUACUGAAGUUUUUCCUACAGUCCGAAGUAUCAUCGAAGUUUUGAAUGUCAAUACAGAUUUAUGCUCUUAACAAAUUGUCUUGUAUUUUUUAUAAUUUUAUACACACAAAUUAAUUAUGGAGGAGUUUAUAAACCAGAUUUUUAUAUUUUAAAGAAAUAUUCAAAAAAAUAUGCAUAAAGUCUACACUUGAGUGAAAAAGAUCAAAACAAUUAAUAUACACUAAGAUAUUUGUUUUUGUAGUUCUUGUGGUGUUUUGUUUACAGUACAAUGGUAUAUUUUUAAAUUGUUAUUGGAUGCAGAGUUGUUUCAUUGGCAUUCACACCACAUUUUCCCUAUAUCUAAUGGUACAAUUAUCAUCUGGUUUUGUAUAUGCUUGUAAUAUUGGCGCCUGAAUGGCUAGCAUAAUACUGUUUUUAUAACACUGUUUAAUGUCAAUCUUGAUAUCAUUCUAUACACCUUUAAUUCAAUUUUAUUUAAACACUUUAUAAGCUGAACUGAUAAACAAACUUAAUUUUAUUUUGAACAAAGUUGAGAGUAAUUUAUUUUAGGGAUGGUAAGACAUUGCCAACUUUUUCUACCAAACUUGGUUAUUUCAAAUGUCAGAGGAGCAAGACAAUUCAAUCUUUACAUUUAUUGAUUGGUGUUUAAUGCUACUUUCAGGACUAUUGUGCUAUUUCAUGAGGAUCAGUUUUACUUUAUGGAGUAAGCUGGAGAGUACAACUGACCAUCAGUUAUAAAAUGCGAUAGUAGUCAAUUAAGAAUUUAGUCAAGCACAUAUCCCAGUGUUGACAGGCUUGUGAUGCACACUUGACAAAAAGGUGCCUUGUUAUCUGUCAUUAAAGGCUUUUUUUUUUAAUUUAAACAUUGCCGUCAAAAUGGUUUGUAAGUAAUACUGAAAUAUUAUGAGUAUUUUUCUCUUUAUGGUAUUUUAUGAAAUUGAUUGGCGAUUUGGAAAUGACCUAUGAUUCUGAAGUGUGAGCUCUAAGCGCCCCCUUUUAAGUUUUGAAUGAGUCGUUUGAACCUAAGAUUAUUGUCAAAUAUAAUCAAUUGUGGAGUUCAAAUAUUUCUAUGUCCUCUUUCACAAUGUCACAGAAAAGGAACAAUUCCAAAAUAUUUACAAAAUUAUUUUUGAUACUGUCAACAUUUUCAAAUAAUGAAAUUGUAAUUUUUUGACCUGUUAUACACAUUGUAGAAAGAUACAGUUACGUUGGUAUCAUUGCACUUCAUUUAGAACCAAAGGAACUUGGUCUGCUUGAUUUUUAACAGUUUUUUUUUAAUUUUGUACAAAUUUUCAAAAGACGAACAAGGUUUCAUUUUUAUUUCUUUUUAAAAAUGUACAAUUUAUAAAGUUUGUUAAUAUUAGUUAGAAAUAGAACCUUCAUGCAAGUCAACAAAAUUUUGUUAGAACAGCUUGAAAGAAGGUUGAAUUCAUAUUAAUGCUUAUUGUAUAGAUUUAUUGUUGAAGAUUUUGUUGAGAAAUCAGUAUCAGAUAGAAUUCUGAUUGGGUUGAUGUUAUUGGUUAUUCAAAUAUAUUCUGCUUCAUAUAUUUACCUUUCUGUAUAACAUUUUAUCUUGUUUUAUUAAUGGCUUAAAAAGGUUAUAAUUAUUUUAAAAUACAACUAAGAAAUGUUAAAGCAAUAUAAGGUUUUUUUUUAAAUUUUUAUCAUUUUAUAAAUUAUUUGAAAGUUUUUAAAUUCAAAAGCAUUAGAAAAAGAGCAUUAUUUCUAUUUAGGUGCCAGGUGUUUAAAUUGGACAGCCUGUAUUAAACGCAUUUUCAAAUACUUAGUAUAAUAUGGCUAAAUGGACCUCUUGUGCUGUAUAUAUACUGGUGGUUUAACUUAAGAGCUGUAUGCUUCUUUUUUUUAAGCUUUUUUAGCUUUUUAACACAUUCUUCAAUUGUAAGUUCUAAUUUUUCAUUUUUCCUAAGUAUUGACAACUCAAAACCAUUAAAGUUCAGAUUCGUAAAAUUUUAGUAACAGCAAUAUUUGUUAAUUUCUGAAGUACUGAAGUGCCAAAUCUAUUGUAAUAGUUGAUAACAGUUAUAUUUUUUAGUUUUAUUUUAUUUUAUAUCCACAAAUAUGAGGUUGCUGAUGAGUUUCUGGAUGAAUAAUGUGUUUACUGUAUUUUUUCUCUUUUUUUUAAAAGUUUUUUGCACAGAACAAAUAAAAUUGACAGUUACUGUCUGUGAUAAAAGUCAAUAAAAGAAAACUACCUCUUAA